Messenger RNA from Hyposmocoma kahamanoa, 866 nucleotides. Its product is annotated as proteasome subunit alpha type-7-1-like. The transcript is spliced from 4 exons. Gene Ontology annotation, cellular component: proteasome core complex, alpha-subunit complex; proteasome core complex; nucleus. The record is from RefSeq and is a predicted model, not a curated record. Gene Ontology annotation, biological process: ubiquitin-dependent protein catabolic process. NCBI's taxonomy places the organism in Eukaryota, Metazoa, Arthropoda, Insecta, Lepidoptera, Cosmopterigidae. Bases 61 to 801 code for a protein of 246 amino acids.
UGAAAAUCAUUCUUCCAUACUUAAAAACCUUUGUGGAAUCUCAAGUUCCUCAAAAACAAUAUGUCAAGUUACGAUCGAGCAAUCACAGUCUUUUCCCCUGAUGGUCAACUUCUCCAAGUGCAAUAUGCGCAAGAAGCAGUCAGAAAGGGAUCAGCUGUUGUCGGCAUUAGAGGCAAGACAUGCAUAGUUCUGGCUGUCGAAAAGAAGUCUGUUGCUAAAUUACAGGAAGAACGAACUGAAAAGAAAAUCGUUGGUUUGGAUGAACAUGUUGUUAUGGCUUUUGCUGGAUUAAGAGCUGAUGCUAGGGUGCUUAUUACACGAGCUCAAAUAGAAUGCCAAUCCCACCGCCUCACAGUCGAAGACCCAGUUUCCGUUGAGUACAUAACGCGUUACAUAGCUGAGAUGAAACAAAAAUACACACAAAGCAAUGGACGGCGGCCUUUUGGCAUGUCAUGUUUAAUCGGUGGAUUUGACACGCAUGAUGGGCAGCCGCAUUUGUUCCAGACUGAGCCUUCAGGAAUUUAUUAUGAAUGGAAGGCCAGCGCAACAGGACGUUGUGACAAGACGGUUCGUGAAUUUCUCGAGCAGAACUUCAACAACGACAUCGUAGCUACUGAAAGAGGGACUGUAAAGUUGGCUAUCAAAGCUUUACUGGAGGUUGUACAGUCCGGGCAGAGGAAUUUAGAGGUAGCAGUGAUGCGGAACAACCAACCUGUGGAAAUGCUCAACCAAGAUGCGAUCAGCAGCAUCGUCAAUGAGAUCGAGAAAGAGAAAGACGAAGCUGAAAACAAGAAGAAGUAACUGGAGUAGUGACUUUAAAUAACAUUAAGAAUUUGAUUUGACAUUGUUGGUUGUUACUAGGGUUU